AUGGCUACUAGGAUGAAGAUCAAAUUUGACAAAUAUUGGGGUAAUGUUGAAAAACAAAAUCUGCUUCUUUAUGUGGUUGUUGUUCUUAAUCCUAGGUACAAGCUGAAAUUUGUAACAUGUUGUUUGAAGAAACUAUAUAGUGCGGAUGAAGUUAAAACUCUCAUUAUGUCUGUGAAAAGUUGUUUUUCAAAGCUAGUUAGCCACUAUUCCAAUGAACUCAAAUUGAAAAAUCCAGAAGUUAGUAAUAAUCAAAGUGGGUCAUCCAUUCAAGAAAAAGUCCCAAUGAUGGAUUCAGAUGAUGAUGAUUCUGUUAACAUGUUUGAAUCUGAUUUUGAUAAAGAAUGUGAUGAAGAUGAUGUGUUUAGACAUCAGAAAUGA
This is a messenger RNA of Humulus lupulus (European hop), 378 nucleotides long. RefSeq lists its product as uncharacterized. Gene Ontology annotation, molecular function: DNA binding. The record is from RefSeq and is a predicted model, not a curated record. Bases 1 to 378 code for a protein of 125 amino acids. NCBI's taxonomy places the organism in Eukaryota, Viridiplantae, Streptophyta, Magnoliopsida, Rosales, Cannabaceae. The transcript has a single exon.